GAAUCAUACCAACUUUAUUAUACACACGCAAACAGUAUGAGCGAAUACUAUAGGACACCAGUAUAUAAAGUACGAAACAUAAACAACUAUCACUAGCUUCAAAUUGAAGAAUUCUUGGUAAUGGCAGCUAUAAAAUUGACGUAGUUUAGAUUUUGUUUUCGGAAUUACGGCGUGUUUACAAUAAGCGUUGAUCUCGAAAGAUGGCAUGUUUACAACAAGCGUUGAUUUCGGAAGAUAAGACGUAUUUGAAUAGAAAUAUGUCUCUUCUGUGCAUUAUACGGGUUCUGGGACUACCUUGACGUUACUUUUGACUUAUAAAAUGUUCUUCAUCUCAUUUUGCACCUUGGCAACAAAAUGUCAUUGAUAUCGUUUCUGAGACACAUAUAUGGCAAGUGAUAAAUCAGAUACGUGUGGACACACUUGUCUGCACAAAUCUUAGUCAGUGACGUCAGUUUAAUAUGAUUUUAUUUAUACUUUUAAACGCUCAAAUGAAACGCUUUUAAAUCAGACUCGCACAGAAUAGUGCAACAGCUUCGUACACCUAACGGUAUUUUGAUCUGUUCUGUUGAACCGCGGCGUUCCUAGCUAGCUUGAAAUGCUGCUAGUGUUUUGUAGCAAGUAAGACCCAGGUAGCUAGACUAUGACUGUGCGCAUGAGUAGUAUAUUCAUCCUUGACAGUUGUCUUGGCGACUAAGGACACGCUACAAUGAUUUCUCCGAGCCGUGAGUGCGCUCAGUCUUCAGAUAUAUAUAUUGAUCACAUGUGUCGUAUAGCAGGGGAUUGGUGCCUAUUGGCGGCCCACUCGCCCACCGCAAAUGAGCGUGUGAUGGCCAGCUGAUCAGUCUAGAAGACUGAGUUGAGUGUGGACUGUGGUUAGAAAGAAGGCUGAGGUUAGUAGUAGUAGCAAUCAGAUGUUAUCAGAGACCUGACUGAUAUGUGAAUAUUACGAAAGUGUGUAUCUUCGACAAUUUUCGUGGAGUAGCCUGGUUAUCUAAUAACAUUAUUCCACUGGUCCACAAUGCCACUGCACCUCAUUGCCCUAAGUCAUGACCGAAGUUUUCGCUAUGAACAUUACUACAACAAGCAGUAUAUACCACGUCAACGACAGCUUGAUAUUUAAACUACAGCCAGCCAGUGUUAAAGUGUCUGUUAUACAAAUUGUCAUCAUUGUGAUAGCUGUCGUUUUGAUGCUGGGACUCAUUACAUGCAUCAUCAGUCACUACAAGAUGGGGUUAUGGUCCUGGCGAGAAGGAUGGGGAAGACCAUCUUUUAACCCUUCAGAGCCACAGAGUCUUCUACAAGUAAAUCCUUCACAGAACUUGCCUUCAUUAGAACAUAACUAUACACCAGCUCCACAUUCCUCAAUCCUGUAUAGUUCUGAUAAUGUAGAGGAACAUCAAAGAAGAGAGGUUUUCUCCCAACAUGAUCGACAAAUUAGACAGCAGGCAAUGCAGAUGGACAUUACCUUAGGUUUACCAGCCACAAUAACUUUACCAGAUGGUGAAGAAUUCCCGUAUAAUAGUUUAAAGUCUAUCCAUUUGCAGGAUUACUGUCAAGACAAUGAAAUUCUUAGAACUUGGAUAAAACCACCUCCAAAUAGAACAGUAUUUGAAGAAGAGAGUCCUCCUCACUAUCAGUCAAACUCUUUUAUUCUUUUAUCAAAGCCAGCAGUCUUGCAGAAUUCAAAUAUUACUCCCCUAGUCAUACAUUCAAACAGAAUUAGUCUAGAUUUUAAUGCUUGUUUUCCCAAUAAUCAGUGUAGUUAUGUACAAGAACCUUGUAAUUCCAUGCUCCAUUCUAAUGUUAGGAUACCUAACAUGAUGGCCACCAGAGAUACCACAGGUGGUAGUUCAGACAGUAGAGAUAUAUCUAGUAAGACACAGUCUUUCUUUACUGCAUCAGAUCCACCUCCCUUCUACAGUGACCUCACUAUCAGUCAAAACCAAGACCUUUCUAGUGAUACCACCAUCAGUAAAGUCUGACCUCUUGUCAAGUUGAGUAAACAGGAAGUAUUUCUGUGGAAGAAAUGUGAUAUGUAGCCUUUGUCACCACAUAAGGAGGGUGAUGUCACAUACAAACAAAGAAGAGCCACUCCUGGAGGACCAGAAUCAGAGCUAUCUGUAAUGAUAGCUGCUGAUAACCCAGUGUAAGAGUGCCUCAGAUAAAGUUGUGAUUAUCUUUGAUUAUUCACAUGUAAACAGUUUUGCUUUUUUUUUCUGUGCUACUUGCUCUCAACAUCCAAUGUAUUGUAAUGUCAGAGACAUUAAUGGUUAUUGAUACAUGGUGUGUGUUUUUUUUCUUUCAAAGAAGUAAAUGAAUAGAUGAAAUUUACAUUCUACAGCUUCAUUUUCCAACAUACUUCAUAUUUUUUGACUUCUGGUGUCCAAGACACUGAUUUGUAAAUUGUGUAAUUUCAGUUAUAAGAGUAAAUGUAGAUACAUAUGAAAGAGUAACUAUAUAUGUGAAUGUUAGGAAAUUUAAAAAGUGACUUCUGUCAUGAUCAGAAGCAUGGACUAUAAGGAAAUGUACAAAGACCUGCAUUAUUCAGAGUUACUGCAGGAAAUGGUGCUAUACAUGGUUAAAGAAUAUAUUAGUUUACUUGAGAAAGAAGGGCUUAGACCAGACAGAAUUGGGUGCAUGGUACAGAAUAUUCUUGUUAUUAUAAAAUUUAUGAUAAUUUUUAAGCAAAGUGCCCUUUUCAAGCUUUUAUCUUCUUGCGUGUAGGCCUUCAAGUGAUUUUUUUUUCGUUCCACAUUUCCGGUUUAGAAGUAUUGUGUAUUAUUUUCUAAUAUUACAGUUUUUCUCAAAGAAAGACAAGUA
This is a messenger RNA of Limulus polyphemus (Atlantic horseshoe crab), 2820 nucleotides long. RefSeq names its product protein TMEPAI-like. The record is from RefSeq and is a predicted model, not a curated record. NCBI's taxonomy places the organism in Eukaryota, Metazoa, Arthropoda, Merostomata, Xiphosura, Limulidae. The coding region runs from base 1047 to 1982 and encodes 311 amino acids. The transcript has 3 exons. Gene Ontology annotation, biological process: negative regulation of transforming growth factor beta receptor signaling pathway. Gene Ontology annotation, molecular function: R-SMAD binding. Gene Ontology annotation, cellular component: early endosome membrane; Golgi membrane.